ACCCUGCUCCCACCCACUCCGGGCCCUAUAAAUAGGCCCAACCCCGGGGCCGUGGCUCAGCUCUCAGAGGGAGUUUUGCGCCCGGCAGCAGCCUGCAGCCAAGCCCCCCUGCCACCACAACCAGCAUGGCCAGCGAGUUCAAGAAGAAGCUCUUCUGGAGGGCAGUGGCGGCCGAGUUCCUGGCCAUGAUCCUCUUCAUCUUCAUCAGCAUCGGUACCGCCCUGGGCUUCAACUACCCGGUGGUGGGCAACCAGACGACGGGGACGGUCCAGGACAACGUGAAGGUGUCACUGGCUUUCGGGCUGAGCAUCGCCACGCUGGCCCAGAGCGUGGGCCACAUCAGCGGUGCCCACCUCAACCCGGCCGUCACGCUGGGGCUGCUGCUCAGCUGCCAGAUCAGCAUCCUCCGGGCCGUCCUGUACAUGGUUGCACAGUGCGUCGGGGCCAUCGUCGCCACCGCCAUCCUCUCGGGCAUCACCUCCUCCCUGCCCGGCAACUCACUCGGCCGCAAUGGGCUGGCCCCUGGUGUGAACUCGGGGCAGGGCCUGGGCAUCGAGAUCAUCGGCACCCUGCAGCUGGUGCUCUGCGUGCUGGCCACCACCGACCGGAGGCGCCGCGACCUCGGUGGCUCGGGCCCCCUGGCCAUCGGCCUCUCGGUGGCCCUGGGACACCUGCUGGCGAUCGACUACACCGGCUGUGGCAUUAACCCUGCCAGGUCCUUCGGCUCCGCGGUGAUCACCCACGACUUCACCAACCACUGGAUCUUCUGGGUGGGCCCGUUCAUCGGCGGGGCCCUGGCCGUGCUGAUCUACGACUUCAUCCUGGCCCCGCGCUGCAGCGACCUCGCCGACCGCGUGAAGGUGUGGACCAGCGGCCAGGUGGAGGAGUACGACUUGGAUGCCGACGACAGCUCCAGGGUGGAGAUGAAGCCCAAAUAGAGGCGGCGGGGCCGGGCACCCCCGUGGGGGCGGGGGCAGGGGUGGGCGGCGGGGGGGCGGGUGAAAUCCGUAUCGCAGACACUCUGACAAGCUGGCUGCCGUCACUUCCCAGAGAGCCACCGGAACUUCGGGGUCAAGCCUGAUUUGGGGGCGUUCCUAUCACUUUCUUUCUCUUUCUCUGUUUCCUGGCCUUGGAGCUUCCUGGGGGCCAAGAUGUACCAAUCGCUCUCUCCCUGGAAGUACUGGAGGAGGUGAGAGAGAGGGACCCACCCUGCUAAGUUGUUCCCUCAGGUGUGAUGGGAGGUGUGCCAGAAAGAUCCCCCCCAUCCCGGAGUUGCUCCCCAACCUGCCUGCCACGGGUGCCUGAGGUUCCACCAUCGCGGCUCUGUGCCUUUGGGGCAUGGCCCUUCUUGGUAAAACGCUCUCUGCCCGCAAGGGGGCUUGGAGGGGGACGAGAUGCCAGGAGGUGAAGCGGUAGGAGCCAAGUUGCAGCCUUCAACCUCCCGGCUUGGCUUGCUCCCAGGGCCCUCCCCCUUGGAGGAGGAGGAGGGUCUCCCUAUCUUGGGUCCUUGGUGACCCCAUCCACAAAGUGGUAGGGACAGGGAGGGCUAUACGGGCCUGGGGCCUCUGUCCGGGUUUCUGUAAGUGUAGACACACCACAGGUUCUAGAAGACGUGUUCUAGACCAGUGCUGCUGCUGCUCCUUCCACCUGCCCUGAGUUCUUUCCCCAAGGACUUAGCUGUCUAUGCAUCCAUGUGUGCCUGUGUUUCAAAGCGGAGACCUACAAGACAGUCCAGGUUGUAGAGGGCCCUGUUCCCAGAGUGGGGGCAGACCUGGUCCCCAGGGAGCAGCGUCACCGGACGCCUGGAGCCUGCCGCUGCAGAAUGGAGGCCAUUUAGAGGGGAGGAGGAAGGCCAGUGUUCCUUAACUAAGCUUUGGUUGGUCUUUUCCACCUAUCUCUGCAUCAUCUGAUACUUAGUUCAGUCCUCCGCUCCCCUUGAGAGUGUUGACAGUCACUGUAUGUGUGUAUAUUUCCUGAAGGGCAUUUGGGUUGUCUGAAGCCCUGAGCUGAGCACAGAUGACCCCGAUGUGGCGGAGCCUGGAGUCCGAUGCCAUCACAGGGUCCCCGGAGGGGUGGGUACAAGGUCCCCCUCCCCACAGGCUCCUGGUGGGAGGCCCUGGCAGCAGCUGGGUGGCCUGCGGAGGCCCCCGUGUGACGGACCCCAGGCCGCAGCCUCUCCCCUCCAAUUCACCAGGAGGGGAGGGGCAGCCUGAGCUGAGGACGCUGGAGCUGCUGCAGCAGAGCACAGAGUCUGCUUUCGGGGCCCGAAUUCUCGGUGCAGCGUCUACAGGGCAGUUCCUUGGCAGGUGCCCCUGGCCAGGGCGGUGACGAAAACCCAGACAGGAGUGUUUGGGUAUUUAGAAGCGGCUGACACCUGGGAGGCCCUUAACGGUCGCCAACACUAGCAUCGUGACAUCCACACACUCUCCUCUCCAUCACCCCGAAGGGACUUUUAGCCCAUUUAACAGAUAAGGAAAAUGAGGCCCAUGGUCCCACAGCUAGAUAACGGCAGUGGCCAGGCCUAGCAGCCAGGCCACGUCUCCAGCUACUCCCUGGAGGGUGAGAUGGGCCUGUCUCAUCCCCAGCAAUUAGUUUCUGCCUGGGCAAUGGCCAGAAGCCAUGAGGGGUGAGGGCUGGGAUAGAGGGGAGAGGGGCAGACGCACUCUCCUCCUGGUUCCAGCUGCUGCAUACAUGGACGCUGCAUCUGUCUGCUCUGCAUAUGUCUCUUUGGAGUUUCAUUAUGUGUUAAGAAAAUAAAUAAAGGAAAUUGACUUGUAAGGUC
This is a messenger RNA of Choloepus didactylus (southern two-toed sloth), 2782 nucleotides long. It is a transcript of the gene AQP1, whose product is annotated as aquaporin 1 (Colton blood group). The record is from RefSeq and is a predicted model, not a curated record. NCBI's taxonomy places the organism in Eukaryota, Metazoa, Chordata, Mammalia, Pilosa, Megalonychidae. Gene Ontology annotation, molecular function: water channel activity; glycerol transmembrane transporter activity; ammonium channel activity. Bases 126 to 938 code for a protein of 270 amino acids. The transcript has 4 exons. Gene Ontology annotation, cellular component: membrane. Gene Ontology annotation, biological process: carbon dioxide transmembrane transport; hyperosmotic response; renal water transport.